Melanotaenia boesemani (Boeseman's rainbowfish) is the source of this 6059-nucleotide messenger RNA. RefSeq names its product progestin and adipoQ receptor family member 9 (gene paqr9). Gene Ontology annotation, molecular function: signaling receptor activity. Gene Ontology annotation, cellular component: membrane. Lineage: Eukaryota; Metazoa; Chordata; Actinopteri; Atheriniformes; Melanotaeniidae. The transcript has 2 exons. The record is from RefSeq and is a predicted model, not a curated record. The coding region runs from base 860 to 2005 and encodes 381 amino acids.
AGCGUCCCGGUCUCCGCUGCAGCUGAAACGCCGGCUGCCGUCAGCCUCGCGGGGCUCGUUCUGAACCCGCCGGCACCCGUGAUUUUAAUGCACUUUUUCCCAGUUGUAAAAUGGCGUUUUCAUACGUGACCUUGCCUCAGAGGACUGAGACCACAGCGGGGUUUUUCUUCCCGCUGCACCCAUGGAUUUAUGUCUCUCCGCAGCGUCCCGCACUGCAACGGCACGAGCGCAGGAUGAAUUAAAAGUCGGACGCGGCUUGAAGCUGAAGGAGCAGAACAACAGGAGAAAUAGGAGCCUGCUGUAGCCUGAUACAGGGCUAAUGGUCAGCAUGACCUACAUACCACACAGCUUAAUGGAGGCAUCUCCAGGACAUCUCUGCUGUGUGGAUAUAAUGGAGAGUAACUGAUGUUACACAGUAAUAGGGGACCUUGAUGUUUAUUUGCUACUGUAGAACUAUGCAUAACCAGACACAUGAAUGUGCAAAUGACUAACCCAUGCAGUGGAAGUCCUAUAUGCAAAACAAGGGAACAAGACCAACUGCUAUGCUUUGCAUGCUGAUGUUUUUCUGACCUUUGGUAAUGCUCUGACAGGUCGAAGAGGAAACCAAAAGAAAAAAAUUAACCAACAGGCCUGAGGCGUCUGGGCAUUGCACUCCCCCUGCCUCUUUCUCUAUGAAUGGCUGAACUAAGAACUCAGCUUUCUGGAUUUGCCUCCACCUCAUGAGGCCCGCCUGGGAAGCCGGGCUGAGGGCUCUUUUAGGAUUGUAGGGAGGCAAACUCUGCCAUGAACAGUCAAGCAAUAAAACCUGAAAUUUAAACUCAAAUACGUGUUUUUACUGGAGAAAUAAAGCGUCUUCAUUAUGCUUCUGAACUGUGGCCAGCCGUUGCCUCUCUUGAGGCACACCGAUGUGCCACCUCGGGUGAUAGAAAACUUCAUUCUGACCGGCUACCGCUUCCCCAACUACAGCCUGAGGGAUUGUUUGCUGUCGGCGUUCAGACCCACUAACGAAACGGGCAACUUUUGGACGCACUUCCUGCCUGUUUUCAUUUUUUCUUAUUAUUUUGUGGAGGUGUUCGGAUGGGAAGGCGCACCAAAUGGCGAUGCCUCAUUCUUUUAUCCAAUGUGGAACUACUUCAUCGGGGUGUUCUGUUUGCUGAUGGCUAGCAGCAUGGCCCACCUGCUGAACUCCAUGUCUCUGGUGGUGAGAGAAGUUUGCUUCUUUGUGGAUUAUGGCACGAUCAGCGCCUACACGGUUGGCUCGUCGCUGGCGUACUACUACUACAUCCACCCUCGGGCAGGGAUCGUGGAGAAAAGAGGACUCAACAGCUCCCACAUGCACCUCGAGGAGGUCCUUGCAUCAUAUGCAAUGCCUGGGCUUGACUCGUUCUUUGGGACCUUCUACAUCCCGUGCGCAUGUAUUGUCGCAAUCAUUUGCGUUUUAUCGUGCUGCAAUACUCGCCAGAGGUGGAGGGAGCAUCGGUACAUCAUACGGACCCUGGUUUUCCUCCUGCCAUUCCUUGUCUCUUCCACGCCUGUCUUCUACCGCCUCACCACCAGAUCGCCUUACACCGCCACCUCCUCUUCCUUUGCCGCUUCCACCACCAUGUCCACCUUCUUUUACCGCCACUGCCUCUGGCUGCUGGUGUCGGCACUCUUCAACAUCAGCAAGAUUCCCGAGCGCUUGGCACCUGGUCGCUUCGACAUCUGGGGCCACAGCCACCAGUGGUUCCACUGCUGCACCUUCCUGUCCAUUCUAGAUGAACUUCACAUGAUCAAGGCCGAAGUGAAGGCCAUCCUGCUCAGUCCGGAUUUACUCCUUCCCCCCACCAGCCUCUCUCGCCUACCUGGACCUACCGUUGCUUCCACCUACGGAGUGAUGCUCCUCCUCCAGACGACCAUCGUCUCCAUCAUCAUUGGGUUUUCAUGGCGCGCCAACUGUAUCUACGGACCUCAGAGAGACCAACUAGAAAAGGAACAAUGCAAGAAACACAUGAAAUGUCACUAAUCCCAAAUAAAACAACAUUUUUUCAAUCACAAUGACCACGACGGAGAUUUUUCCACUUGCUAACAGAACGAUCAGCGAAAAACUCCUCUCUGAUUCUGAGUGUUGUCAAGCUUUCAUGAGGAUAAACUGGGGGCAAGAAGAGGUGAAAGGAUUGUACUCUGGGUUCUGAGUGGGUAUUAAAAGUCUAUACCAGUUUUCUUUUUUUUUAACCAACCUUAGAGCUGCUCUGGCAUGUUCCAACAGGAUGUGUGAGCAUUGGCGAUAACAUCUACCUCUCUGGGCUGUACACAGUACACACAGAGGAAAGGUGUUUCUGCUUAUGAGAGCAAGUCAUUUGAACUUUUUGGUGACCAUUCAGAGGGACUAUUUUCUUUCAUUUCUUUAUUUUUUUCCUUCACACUUCCCCUUCCUCUGACCCUGAACAGUAUGGUUCCCCAUAUCCUCUGCUAUGACUUCAGUUGAACUCAUUGUUCCAGGCUGAAUUAACCCAAUGUGGCUUUUGUUAACUCUACCUUCUCUUCCUCUGAUUUUCAGAAACAUUCAUAGGCAGUCUCAUUUCCUCUUUGUCGAGCCCUGCAGCAGGAAGUGGGGCAGCCUUGCAGACAAUAGCAGAAAUAGCUUGGACCUCAUGAGUCUUACAGCAAAGCACUUUCAAGGGGGAGUUGGUAAAACCAAACCCCGUCAUUAAUAAGCCAUGUUCAAAAGGAUGCAUAACAUUUUGAAGCAUAUUUGAGCAACUUUUUGGGUUGUUUAGAUGCGAAACAUAACUUUAGUGCAUUGAAUGCAUCUGCUGCUUGUGCGACUAGUUUUGCACAGAUUAUGUUCAGACUGCUGAAAGCCGUUUAGUUUAUGUCAAGCAGAUCUCUCUGCUACUGUAGAGUCAAUUGUUUGAGAGUAUAUCCAAUGGCUUGCGUUGCGAAAGUCGAUGUAUUAAGGAUGAUAACACAGAGACUGCUUGUUUGCUGAGGUUUGCUAUGUCAUCACGACCUCUCAGAGCAGAAGCCAUAGCAGGGAGAAGCUGUAGUCGAAUUAGUACGAGGCCGAGAAUAUAUUUGCUUUGUAUUUUGUGUUUGUUUGGCGCAUCGUUUGUGCACAUCCUCAGAUAUUAGUGCUACGUGUUUGCAGGCUGCAAAGUAACCAGUAGGGGGCAGUGUAGAGACCAGUCUGACCAAAUGUAAAGCUGUAAAAAUGACAGGCGUGAUUAGUUUAGGAGCCUACGUUCCAUAUACAAUACAACUGCUGUCAUUUUUAUCUGCCAUGAUGUCAAAAUUAACCAGUCACUAAUCUCCUCUGUUGUCUCCAUGCUAAUCGUCUUGUUUACGCCCUACAAAUUCAGCAAUCCUAUCCAGUCUGAGUUCUCUAAUACACCCCCUGGUGGAAUCCUCUGGUAACAACUGUAACAAAGCCAGUCGGCUACGGAAACACAAAGUUGGAAAGUAAAUGUAUUUUUGGCCUUACUGUAGUCCGUCAGAAGGAACUUGACUCUGCAGUUGCUGCCAUAUUUAAGCCAUAGAGUUUUUUCUAAUCUGUUCUGAUUGUCUAGUAGGUGUUAUAGUUGGUUAGCUAAAUAUAUAAAAGAAAGAAUUUUAAGGCAAUGGGCUAAAUAUGCUGUAAAGAACAAUAUCAUGUGAUAUUACGUGUUUCAUGAGAACGACAUAAUCCAAGGCCGUGACAUUAUGUAGAUGAAAUGCUGACCUAAUUUUAGGAGCUACUAUAUCUCUUUAUUCAGCUUUCAGUUGCAUGACACAAGGCUCGGCCUUAUAGCUUAGCAAUGUUUCUGUGCUGUGGGAUCACUUCCUGUCUUGACUCCUGUCUUCAAGCGUUCUGACUCAAAUCAAACCUUGUUUUGUCACGUAAAGUUCGGGAUUAGAUUUUACUGUUUUAGAUCACAUCCACAUAUUUCAUGUCAUUUAAGGGAAAAUGGAUGUUUAUGUUAGCAUAGUAAGCUGACAGUCUGAAAUAGAUAAAAAGUCUGUUAUGUAUGUCUUAUCAGUGACUGUAUGUGGAGCCCUGGUAUAUUGUAAAUUGAGUAUCAUGUUCGUCCAUCUAUUACGUAUUCCAUCUUUUUCCUGUUGGGCAUUAUGUGAUGCACAUGUGGCAAAAAGAGGCAAACUUUCCUUCUGCUGCUGCAUUCAGGUGCACAUCCAAUGUGUUAGAGGCACCCUCGGUCAUCAGGGAUGCUGAGAGAAACUAGUGCUGGGCGGUAUGACCAAAAUUAUAUCAUGGCAACAUUUUCCACUGAUUGAUCAAUUUUAUUGCCAUGAGAAUUUUAUAUUGUACAGAAAACAAAAAAGCAUUUUAAUGUGAUCUUCGUUCUGAAUCUGUCUUCCUCCAGAGAACUUAUCAGAAGCAGGACUUUGACUGUAUGCAUUGUGGUGUGCUGGUUCUCCCUCCACCUCUUAUGCUUUCCUUGGCUCCUCUAGCACAGAGGUUCCCAACCGAUUUUCCUUGAAGACCUCCUUCAUGCAACAACCGAAAAGACCCCCUCCCUGCUCCAGGCUAAAACCAAACAUGGCCUUUGGGAUCUACUGGUCUCACUUGUGUGUCCUCCAUCGUUUUCCGUUUUACCUGAUGAUGUGGAGGAUGCUGGUCUUAGUUUCAGACAUUCUUGCUUCUCCAAAGCAUGUUUGCAGCCACGGUGGUGCAGCAGGAUGCUUGUUUAUCUGGACACCAUCUUCAGGAACCAGUAAUUUGGUCCACGUCCUACCUUUUAAAACCAAAGUAUCUCCAUGACUACAGAUACGUUGUCAUGUCCAACGUCUGCUUCACUUUCCGAACUUUCUCCGUCCAUUUUUACCGUUAGCAUCGCCAGUAACAGCUGCUCUGCUGCAGGUUUAGUGGCUAAAUGGUGCAGCAGUGAAAAGCCAAGCCAACUUUAUUUAUAAAGCAUUUUACGACAGCAGCUACUGAACAAAGUGCUGAACAUAAUAUAAAAACAGCAAAACAUUAAAUAAAAGACAAGACAAUAAAAAGGAUCCAGAAAAGGGUCCCCCCUCAGUUUUUUUUCUGUUAUUCCUACAAAUUAAUACAACAAAUAUGAAAACUAGUUUUUGGUGGAACCACUGUACCACCCAGCACCAGUGUAACCCAGCCUGACUUCUCUUUGUGAUGUUGUCCACAGUAACAUUUAAAAUUGUAAUAUUUUUACAAAUAUGUAGAAAACACGAUUUAAUGUUGGUCAUUGUAUAAUUCUAGAAUUUAUAUUCUAAAAUCUGCACAUUUACCUGCAUUCAGUUGCACAUGAGAGAAUGAUCAGAAGUGGAAAGGGUGAUGUUGCAUAUCUUCGUUGGAGAAAUGAGUACUGAGGGACCAUGUUGAGUGGUUGUGAUAAUCAUGCUGUUAUUGAGCACUUUAGAGCAACUUUAAAGCUCUUAAAAAUGUUUUUUUAUGCCUUGUUUCCACAUGUGUUUCUGCGUGCAGAAUGACGUCUCCAGCAAAACGAUCUGAAGCUGUGGACGCUGCAGAAUUUCCACAUUCUUGUUUACAUCUUUCUCCUGCUGCUGCAGUGAAGCUUCCAUCCCUUUGUGUUUCAUAUGUGAUCUUUGGGCUGAACACGUGUGGAAAUGAGGCUUUGUGUCAGGCCUGUUGUACUGUAUUGUUUCAGCACAUUUCAGGUUUAAGGCUUCCCAACACGCGGUCAGAGUGAUUCAUCAGAUACUGAUACAGCUGAUGUGGAAGCAAUGUUUCUACCUCUAUACAGCAUUCGUAUCAGUCACGGCGUGGCUGAGAAGAAACAUGGCUGAAGCCGACUUCGUCCCCUCUCAAACUGUCGCACUGGAAUCUACUCAUGUUUAAGCAGUACUUAGUAUGUGAAUGUUAGACUUACAGACUGGUGUAUUUUACCUAGCCAUGUACUCAGGGGUGACUCAAGAGUGACUAAUAUAUUAUUUAGAUGUGCAUUUAAUUAUGAAUUACUAGAGGAGGCUAAUUCUACUGCUCUGUGUUUGUUAGUGCCGAAAAGUGAAGAUCCCUCCUCCACUGUGUAAAAUGAGUUUUAAAUAGCACAAAUAAUCUAUAUCAUUUGAGUUUUACUGAAUAAAUCACACAGAGAACA